Messenger RNA from Ixodes scapularis (black-legged tick), 1736 nucleotides. RefSeq lists its product as uncharacterized. The record is from RefSeq and is a predicted model, not a curated record. Gene Ontology annotation, molecular function: nucleic acid binding. Bases 1 to 1656 code for a protein of 551 amino acids. Lineage: Eukaryota; Metazoa; Arthropoda; Arachnida; Ixodida; Ixodidae. The transcript has 4 exons.
AUGGCUAACCAUAAGACGGACUACAGGCGGCUCAUCGCGAAGGUGGUCAAGGAGGCGGGGAAGGACCCUGUGGUUAUUGCGGGAGACUUCAACGCCCCUCACCCGGGAUGGGGUUACAAAGACACCUGUCCGGACCUGACGCUUGUCAAGAACGUGGCGAACGCUGAGUGGACUAACCUCAUGGAGCAACUCGGUAGCGAUCAUUGUAUCCUCGAAACGACUAUUCACGAGUCCGGAUACACAAGAAAGACGGGAAAGGCAAGAAUAACGGAUUGGGACCGAUGGCGAAAACAGAGAGGGAAAGGUGCAGCUAGCAUCGAGAGCAUCGAGGAUUGGUCUUCGGAGGUGAUCGCCAGUGUCAAGCCGUUCGUGGCUGAAGUUGAACUCUCAGAGAAGACCCCAGCAAUGGACACGCGUCUGCUUCAUCUUUGGGAAGCACGACGCGGGCUGGCCAGGAGAUGGAAGAAACAGCGCUACAACAAGAAGCUGAGGAAGAGGAUUCAAGCACUCACAAAGCUAGCAGAGGACUAUGCGGUGGACUUGGCUAGGAAGAACUGGAGAGCGUACAAAAACGCGCUGGGGCUACCGGAGCGUACGGCGACCGAGAAACUGCUUAAACUUGGGAUGCAUAACACCAUAGAAGAACUUCAUGAAGCUCAACUAGUGUCACAGCUGAAGCGACUCUCUUCCACAGUGAAUGGAGCGUGGCUUCUGGACAAACUGGGAAUGGCAGUACCCGGCGGUUCUCACGGGCCCGGAGACGCGGGGGAAGAGCUGCCGGCUGAGACCCGGCAGAGAUUCACGAUCAGUAGAAUCCCCCGCAACAUGCACCCGGAUAGGAAUGCGGAACGGAGACAAGCGCGAGCGGUAGCCCUAGCGCGUUCCUGGGACAGCAGAGAGGGAACCCUGUACGUGGAUGGGGCCGGUCCGGUGCUAGGGGUGGCUGCAAUAGCGGUGGCCAGUGCGCAAGGGCAGAUCAGACGCGUCGCCUCCGUACGAGCGCAGACGGUUGAACAAGUGGAGGAGGCGGCCAUAGCAUUGGCGGUGGUUUGCAAUCCUCGUGCGACGAUAAUUUCGGAUUCACAAAGAGCUUGUCAAAACUUUGCGCGAGGGGUCGUGGGUCAACCAGCUCUAAGGCUCCUCCGCAAAACCGCAGUAGAGGGAGUACAUCUGAUCUGGACCCCCGGCCAUAUGGGGCAAGUCGGAAACGAGGCGGCGAAUGCUGCGGCCCGAGGUGCGUUAUACCGGGACUCGGUUCUGCCCCAGAGGGAUCUGGACAAUGCGCUCACUCACAGUGAGGCCUUAAAGGCUCUACGAACACAUAGGGCAGAAUAUCCUGGGCCGGCCAAAGGUCUCAGCAAAGAAGAAGAGUUCACGUGGAGACGACUUCAGACGGACACGUUCGUCACACCGAUCCAGCUACAUCUGUGGUACCCAGAGCGGUACGCCACGGCGGACUGUCCCUUCUGUGGUGAGCCCUGGGUGGACGUUUAUCACGUUGUCUGGGCAUGCAAGAACCUCCCAGGACUGGCUCCAGUCGAGGAGCCCAAACUCGAGGAGUGGGAAGCGGGACUCAAGUACGCGACGGCUAGCGAGCAGAGGGUGCUCGUGGCCCGAGCACUCCGAGUUCACUCCGCACUUGGAGCCCCGGAAUAGGGGCACACAACCACUCUCUCCUUUUUCUUCCCCUUUCUCCCCUUCCCUUUCCUAAAUCUUUCAACUCAAUAAAGUUUUUC